Quercus lobata is the source of this 1802-nucleotide messenger RNA. RefSeq names its product aluminum-activated malate transporter 10-like. The record is from RefSeq and is a predicted model, not a curated record. Lineage: Eukaryota; Viridiplantae; Streptophyta; Magnoliopsida; Fagales; Fagaceae. Gene Ontology annotation, biological process: malate transport. Bases 223 to 1728 code for a protein of 501 amino acids. The transcript is spliced from 6 exons.
UAUAUAUGCUUGACUUGUGAGUACGUAGACCACAACAGCCUAGCUAGCCAAGUAAGAAACACAGACCAAGAAAGCUUAGCUCUUCCAUUGAAAGUCAUUUAAGUCCCCCUAGAAGCAAGUCCUCUUACAAUUCUACAUUCUUGCAAAACCCAUCUGGCUUAGAGAACCGUAAUACUGUCCCAACCUCCUAGUUUCCAUAAUUUUUUCCAAGUAUUGUCCAAAAUGGCAAAUGCAAAGCAAGUGUCAGGGAAACUGGAAUGGCGGAUCAAUGUACCUGAUGGGACAUCGAACGUGAUAGUCCCAGAAUCUGAUCAGCUAGUGAACAAGGCAUGGUUGUGGUUAAAAGGUCUGCUUUGUGGACUAGUUUUGAAAAUUUGGAGGUUCUUAUACAAGGCUUGGAAUUUAGGAGUUGCUGAACCUAAAAAGGUCAUCCAUGGUGUCAAAGUAGGAUUGUCCCUUUUGCUUGUAUCAUUUUUUUACUAUAUGAGGCCUUUGUAUGAAGGUGUUGGAGGGAAUGCUAUGUGGGCAGUUAUGACUGUUGUCGUUGUUUUUGAAUCGACAGUGGGUGCUACACUCUGUAAAUGCAUUAAUAGAGCAACAGGGACUUUUCUUGCUGGAUCUCUUGCUUUAGGUGUUCAGUGGAUUGCAAACAAGUCGGGGGAAACUUUUGAACCCAUAAUUAUUGGAAUUUCGGUUUUCCUUCUAGCUUCAGCAACAACUUUCUCUCGAUUUAUUCCAUCUGUGAAAACCCGAUUUGACUAUGGUGCCAUGAUCUUCAUCCUCACCUUCAGCUUAGUUACAGUUUCCGGCUACCGAGUGGACAGAUUGUUUGAGCUGGCGUACCAAAGAUUGUCGACAGUUGCCAUUGGGACAUCUUUAUGCAUUUUUAUAACCAUGGUCUUCUGUCCUAUUUGGGCUGGCAGUGGGCUACACGAUUUGAUUGUUUGUAACCUGGAAAAACUUGCUGACUCCCUGGACGGAUGUGUAGGCGAAUGCUUCAAAGAUAAUAAAACUAAGUUUGGAACUGAGGAAGGUCCUAGUAAGAGAAUGCAAGGCUACAAAUGUGUGCUUAAUUCUAAGGCAACUGAAGAAGUCAUGGCCAAUUUUGCAAGAUGGGAACCUGCACAUGGCAGAUUCAACUUCCGACAUCCAUGGAAACAAUACCUCAAGAUUGGCGCAUCAAUGCGUAACUGUGCUUAUUGCAUUGAGGCUCUCAACAGUUGCAUAAACUCAGAAAUUCAGGCACCAGACUACCUAAAGAAACAUCUCAGUGAUGUAUGCAUGCUAUUGAGCACCAAUUCUUCAGAGGUCCUGAAAGAAUUGGUCAUUAUAAUGAAAACUCUCACCAAAUCAUCCAAGAUAGAAUUAUUAAUUGGAGAGAUGAACUUUGCUGUACAAAAACUUCAGGACUCCUUGAACUCUGUUCCUAAUUCUUUCAUUGGACCCACAGUGUCAACACUACAAGCUCCCAAUGAGGCCAACAGAGAAACUAUCCCAAAAACUGCCAUACCAUCUCUCAUGGAUGUUUUCCCAAUGGCCAGUUUAGUAUAUUUGCUGAUUCAGAUUGCUGCAAGAAUUGAAGGAAUUGCCGAUGCAGUAGACCAGUUAGCAGGCCUGGCAGAAUUCAAGCUUGCAAAGGAUGAAAAUUCCAAACAAAAGAAACCCACUAACAAGUCCACCUCAGAUAAACAAGAUCAUGAAGCCAUGAAGACCUCACCAAAGGUCUGAGUCAUCAGGAUUUACUGGAAUACUAGAAUAACUAAACUAAACAUACAAUUUAUUAAGUAUAAUUUUUUUUGGGU